AUGGCAAGACCAGGAAACACAUGCCUUCUCAACCGCCUGCCGCCCGAGCUCAGGCGACAGAUUGGAGAGUACACUUUCGGUGGCCCCGAGCUCUCGCUCUCGCAGCAGGGUGGCCGCACGAGCAACUUCCUGUGCAACCUGCUUACAGGGGGUGGCCCGCUAAGCGUAGUGCGGCACAAGUUCUUGGACUUUCAUGAGCUCUUCGCCUUUCUGGCCUCUCACAGCCCCGGCGCGCUCUCGACAAUCGGCCAUCUGGUUGUCCAACUGAGCUGCCUGCCGGAUACUCAGGAGCUCGAGGCGAUGCUCACAGGCGUCAGUAACCAGGCAGCGUUGAAUUCUAUCAGCGAGCAGCACAACCACAUCCUGGCGCUGCUCGCGCACGCCGUACGGCUCAAGCAAUUCGUGGUCCGCAUCGAUAUGGCCGAGUAUUUCGAUUCGGCCGGCAACUUCGACGCGAGUUCAACCAACGCGCUGCUCACACAAGGACUGAAUGCGAUCCAGCGCGUGGUCACGAACACGCCUGACGAGACCGUUGAUAUCAAGAUGGACGAGGUCAAGCACCUCAUAAACCUGCCAUCGUUCCGCCUGGAGGUUGCUACAUGCACAUUCAACGAGGCCACCGGCGGGCUCAACUACAACGAGACCGUCGAUCUCCGUUCUCAACAUGGACUGCCGGAGGGCUUCGGUGCGCACCUGUCCUCGCAUGUAUUCUGGACAGACGGCAUGAUCCUCGGCCACUUCGGCCAGAUUGCCAGCGAGCUCCAGCGUCGACAUGUCCAGCAUCGCGACAUGGAGAAACCAGCUUUGACGGAGCCAUGCGGCACCAAGCGCAUGAAGCGAGUCGAGUGGAUCGAGCGGGUGGACCAGCCGCCCAGCUCGCGGACCCGCGGCCGGGGUGUCCUCACCAGAUUCAACACCAUUCCCGAGCAUACCGCGAGGCUGAUCGACCUAGCCGACGGCCUGGUCAAGUGGUUUGUCUUCGUGCGCGGCAUAUCGCGUUCCGAGCACGGCAUCAUAGCGGCCAUUUGGUGGGCGCGAUGCGAGACCGAGGAACAGCACGUACCCUUGCGCGCGCUGAUGAACCACGACGGUAUCAAGGCGCUCGCAAAAUUCUUCAAGGCUCACAAGGACCGGCUCGCGGAGAUCCUGGCGGACAUCAAACCAGAAACACUACUCGAGGAAUUUGGAGAGUAUCCCAACCAGCAAGCCGCGGCGCUGAAGCAGAUCCAGCGCAUUCUGCAAGGUGCCGUUCAUGGGAGCUCACGAGUCUAA
Microdochium trichocladiopsis is the source of this 1272-nucleotide messenger RNA. RefSeq lists its product as uncharacterized. Lineage: Eukaryota; Fungi; Ascomycota; Sordariomycetes; Xylariales; Microdochiaceae. The transcript has 4 exons. The record is from RefSeq and is a predicted model, not a curated record. The coding region runs from base 1 to 1272 and encodes 423 amino acids.